GGCUCUGCACCCCCCAUGCCCGAGGCAGGGCACCAAGAAAGUGAAUCCAGUCUGAAUAACGUCCUCAGUCACCAAGCCACGGAGGCCAGCGGUGGCAUUUACUUUUGGGAUCAAGUCUGGGGUUCGGCUCCAAGUUUGGGCGCAAGGCCAGCGUCUACACGGCCCAAGGCGCAGAACGGGGUGCGGGGCGGAGCCGGGGUCACCGGGGCCAGGGCGCCAUCGGACUGCCCCGCCCCGGGGGAGUGUCCCGGGCGCGGCUGCCGCCUUAAGGGCCUGUGGCGUUGGGCCGGGGCGAGAGCAGACCCGGCGCGGGAUCCGGAGCGGGAUCUGCAGCAGAAACCGGAGCGGGACCCGGAGCAGGACCCGGAGCGGGACCCAGAGCGGGACCCCGAGCACCACCCGGACCGGGGCCUGGAGUGGCGCGGCAUGGCGUCGUGCAGGGCGCGCCUGCGGGCGCUGCUGCUGCUCGUGCUGCUGGCGGGCGCGGCGCGGGCCGGCCUCUACUUCCGCCCGGGCCACAGCUGCUACAGCCCCCGGCGUGGGGACCCACUGACCGCGCAGGGCCGCAGAACCUACCCCCGGCCUUAUGAGUACCUGUCCCCGUCGGACCUGCCCCAGAGCUGGGACUGGCGCAACGUGAAGGGGGUCAACUAUGCCAGCAUCACCAGAAACCAGCACAUCCCCCAGUACUGUGGCUCCUGCUGGGCCCACGGCAGCACCAGCGCCAUGGCAGACCGGAUCAACAUCAAGAGAAAGGGCGCGUGGCCGUCCACCCUGCUGUCUGUGCAGAACGUCAUUGACUGCGGCAAUGCAGGCUCCUGCGAGGGCGGCGACCACCUGUUGGUGUGGGCCUAUGCCCACAAUCAUGGCAUCCCCGACGAGACCUGCAACAACUACCAGGCCAAGGACCAGGAGUGUGACAAGUUUAACCAGUGUGGCACAUGCACAGAAUUCAAAGUGUGCCAUGUCAUCCAGAACUACACCCUCUGGAAGGUCGGCGACUACGGCUCCCUCUCCGGGCGGGAGAAGAUGAUGGCAGAAAUCUUCGCUAACGGCCCCAUCAGCUGCGGGAUCAUGGCGACAGAAAGCAUGGAUAAGUACACUGGCGGCAUCUAUGCGGAGUACAACGAGGCGGCCUUCAUAAACCACAUUGUCUCGGUGGCUGGGUGGGGUGUCAGCAACGGGACUGAAUACUGGAUCGUCCGCAAUUCGUGGGGUGAACCAUGGGGUGAGAGAGGCUGGAUGCGGAUUGUCACCAGCACCUACAAAGGCGGGAAGGGCGACCAUUACAACCUUGCCUUGGAGAAGUCCUGCACUUUCGGGGACCCCAUCGUCUAAGGCAGCUCUCUGGAAAACUAGCUUGUUAAGGAAGGGGACCAUGAAUGUAACUGGGGAGGAGGGGGGACCUAUCAUGCACAGCAGGCUGGGGCUGCCUGGUGUGAAGGAACUGGGGUGACCCAGUAUCAAAUGUAUGGAUACUGACCGAGUAUGGCCAGCACCACGUAGCUGACAGUGUUCCUCAGUCUCAGGCAGAAGGACCUAGCCCCUGCAGGAGGGGCGGGGGGGAGGGGGUCUGCAAAGACAUUAGCUUAUUUGACCUCAGUUUUCUUCAACAGAUGGCUUUGCAAUUUUCUAUCUGGCAACUGUGGUGUGUAACGUGGCAUUUGCGCUGUAAAGUAAUUCAGAUUUGUCACCAGUUCUUGUUGCCUUGGAAUCAAUGGAGAGAGGGGUAGUAACUUCUAAUUGCCCAAGUGACGAAUAAAAUACAAGACUCUACACAAGA
Loxodonta africana (African savanna elephant) is the source of this 1783-nucleotide messenger RNA. RefSeq names its product cathepsin Z (gene CTSZ). Bases 16 to 1338 code for a protein of 440 amino acids. Gene Ontology annotation, cellular component: lysosome. Gene Ontology annotation, molecular function: cysteine-type endopeptidase activity. NCBI's taxonomy places the organism in Eukaryota, Metazoa, Chordata, Mammalia, Proboscidea, Elephantidae. The transcript is spliced from 6 exons. The record is from RefSeq and is a predicted model, not a curated record.